UGCCCCUUAUUUCUAACUGAUCAAUAUGAUGAGCUCAGCUGCACCAUUUGCCUACCAAAUCAAGUAAAAAGACAUCAUUUUAAGAAGCCGCUGUCACCUUUGCCUGCAGUUCUCUGCUAUUUGUCUCCAGUCAUCAUCACCACGUGUAGCGCCCGAAGUGUCCUUUCCGUCCUUCGCAGGUUCAGCAAUCCCUGUGGCCAUCAGAAACGCACAAGGAAGGAGCUUGGACAUCCUGGUUCUCCUGCUCAUUCCACUCUGGUGCUCCGAGUCUCGGUACUUGGGUAGCUCAGACUCUGGGAGACACAUUUUGCAGGAACGUGCCCUGGAAGCAGGCACUCCCAUCCCAAGUGAUGCUCUUAGGAAAGGAACCAAGCACCUCCUUUCUGGAUAAAAGAGAAAUGCUGACCGUUGUUAAAUGUUAAUGUGUGGUGGUUUUGCUCGGCACAGGGAAACUGCCUCUUGGAAAGCCAUCGGCAAUUUUCCACUUAAGCAGGAGAUUUGGGGUGUGCUUGGGGGAGUUGUGAAAGCCUCAUCCCGGUUGUUUUGCACCAAAAAGCUGGUCUGACACGAGGCGUCAGGGCAAAAGAUGCAGCUCCAGACAAACUGCAAAAUCAUUAAGAACAGGGAGAAAGGUGGGAGGAGGGAAGAACAUGACUACAUCCCUGUAAAACAGAGUUUUCCUGAUGCCAUAAAGAUAUAAGAGUCCACUUACUCACUGAGACCUGUUCCAAUGCUCUUGCUCUUUUAUUCUCUUCUGCAUUGCAAAGCGUAUUUCUGGGUGGAGUCAACAAUUUGGCAAAAAUCUGUUAACCGCACCAAGCUGAUGAAGACAGUAAAUUUGUUUCCUCUUCACGCCCUUGCAGACCCAGCCCACCUCCAGGAACAGAUAAAAGGGAAUGCCUGGAGCUGUGGAGCCAGAGAAGACUGUGCACACUUCUCUCCGCGCUCAUCCCGCAGCAGCACAGCUCCCUUGGUCCUUCUGCUCUCCUCGACUCCGCUUGGAAGAACCGGCCAUGUCUCGGCAGUCAACCUGCAGAAGCUUCGGAGGCGGAAGCAAAAGGGGAUUCAGCUCUUGCUCUGCCAUCGGUGGUGGCUUUGGAGGAUGUGGGGGCAGAAGCAGGAUCAGCUAUAGCUCGUUCUCCACAUCCAGGGGAUUUGGAGGCAAUGGACGUUGUGCAGGUUUUAGCAGCAGGAGCCUCCAUAACAUGGGUGGCAACGGAAGGAUUUCCAUGGGUGGCUCUUUUGGCGGUGGAUAUGGAUGUAGAAUUGGUGGCUUUGGUGGAGGCUUUGGAGGAGGAUUUGGCGGCAUUGGAGGAGGUAUCAUUGGUGGAGGAAUAGGUGGCUUUGGUGGUCCUGUGAGAGGUGGUCCUGGGUUCCCUGGAGGCAUCCAACCGGUGCAGGUUGACCCAACCCUCCUGCGGCCGGUCCAUGUUGAUAUUGACCCUCAGAUCCAACAAGUGAAGUGCCAGGAGAAGGAGCAGAUCAAGACUCUUAACAAUCAGUUUGCCUCUUUCAUUGACAAGGUCCGCUUCCUGGAGCAACAGAACAAGGUCCUAGCCACCAAAUGGGAGCUGCUCCAGCAGCAAGGGCCAAUGGGCCCAAGGAAGAACCUUGAUGUCAUCUUUGAAAACUACAUCCAGAACCUGAGGAGGAGGCUGGAGUCUCUUCUGGGACAGAGGGGGCAGCUCGAGGCGGAGCUGCAGAGCAUGCGGCAAUACGUGGAGGAGUACAAGACCAAGUAUGAAGAAGAAAUCAAUAGGCGUACUGCUGCUGAGAAUGAGUUCGUGGUGCUCAAGAAGGAUGUGGACUGUGCCUACAUGACUAAAGUAGAGUUGGAAGCCAAGGUGGGAGCUCUGACAGAUGAAAUCAGCUUCUUGAGGUGCAUCUAUGAGGAGGAGCUGGCUCAGAUGCAGACCAUCAGCCGGGACCUGUCUGUGGUGGUGUCCAUGGACAACAACCGGCACCUGGACCUGGACAGCAUCAUCGAGGAGGUCAGACGCCAGUACGAACAGAUCGCCCAGAACAGCAGAGCUGAAGCCGAGGCUUGGUACCAGAGCAGGUAUGAAGAGCUGCAGAACACUGCUGGAAGGCACGGGGACAGCCUCCGCAACACCAAGAUUGAGAUCCAGGAGCUGACCAGGAACGUGCAGAGGCUGCGGGCUGAGAUUGAGAACGUCAAGAAGCAGAACCAUCAGCUGCAGUCAGCAAUUGCUGAGGCCGAGGAGCGGGGUGAGAUGGCCCUGAAGGAUGCCAGGAGGAAACUGGAAGAGCUGGAAUGUGCCCUGAGCAAAGACAAGGAGGAGCUGGCUCGCUUGUUGAAGGAGUACCAGGAGCUGCUCAACAUCAAGAUUGCCUUGGACGUUGAGAUUGCCAUGUACAGGAAGCUGCUGGAGGGAGAGGAGAACAGGCUCUGUUUCGAUAACCCAUCCAACGUCAAUGUCUCUGUGGUAGGCAAAGGCUCCGUGGUCGGAGGCAGACCCUGCGGCUUUGGCCCCAGCAACGGCUUGGGAGGAGGAGUGUGCGUGGUCGGAGCACCCAACAUCAUCGGAGGCAACUGUGGCUUGGGAGGAGCGAUCCUCACCAGCGGCUUCUCCUCUGGAAGCGGGAGGAUUUGCAACCCUGGAGGUGGCAACUUCAUGCCCGGGGCUGGAUCCUCCUCGGUGCGGAGAUGCGUCACCACCACGACAGUCAAAUCCUCGGGUGUAAAAUACUGAGCCCUGCCCUCAGCCCCACCAAGGAGAGCAGCGCCGUCCCCUCCCUCCAGCCCGCAGCACAGCCCCUGCCACCCUCACCGGUGCCCAGCAACGAAAUGAACUGUUCCCCCUAUAGCUCAGAAGUCACCCUGCCCAAGGAGGGGGGGUCUGCAGUGGAACCCAGCUCCUCUUGGAGCCCCACCAGCUCCAGGGGUGGAAGAUCUCCCCUGUGCGUUCCAGCGCCCGUCUGAGCAUCCCUCGCUGCGCUUCUUGCUGCUGCCCCCCCGGCUGCUGCUGUGGCUGAGGAGGAGCGUGUCGAAAAGGGCUCUUUCCUGUCACUUUUCAAGGUCUCUUUUUCAAUGGCCGCGUGUCCCCUGCGCCUCCGCGUGUCCUGCAUGUCACCCACAUGCUUGUUUCAGCUCUAUCAGGCACUCAUGUAAGCAGAAGAAACGUGAUAAUGUCUCAUAGUCAGAGUUGGGAGUGAGAAACAGGUCUCUGAGACGUCCACCUCCCCUUGGUGGAGUAAUUUGGCAGCUUUAAUGUUUUAUAGAUCCCUUUCCCUCUUCUUCACACCUGACGUAUGCAUGGCCUUAUUGCAGCCCUUCUGUUGCGUGAACCCUGCUGCAUGGCUGCUUCCUACCAGCACCCCUCUCCUCCGAGUUCUUCAUUACCAAUAAACUGCAGACAGAUGAAAAGAUCUCUUUGUGUUGUCUCAUCACUUAAUGGUCC
Molecule: messenger RNA, 3422 nt
Organism: Pezoporus flaviventris
Lineage: Eukaryota; Metazoa; Chordata; Aves; Psittaciformes; Psittacidae
Product: keratin, type II cytoskeletal 6A-like
Exons: 9
Coding region: 897-2714 (605 amino acids)
Biological process (GO): keratinization; intermediate filament organization
Cellular component (GO): keratin filament
Molecular function (GO): structural constituent of skin epidermis
Source: RefSeq, a predicted model, not a curated record